Messenger RNA from Penicillium manginii, 1185 nucleotides. Its product is annotated as rRNA-processing protein LAS1. The record is from RefSeq and is a predicted model, not a curated record. Gene Ontology annotation, cellular component: preribosome, large subunit precursor; Las1 complex. Gene Ontology annotation, biological process: maturation of LSU-rRNA; maturation of 5.8S rRNA. Bases 1 to 1185 code for a protein of 394 amino acids. Gene Ontology annotation, molecular function: endonuclease activity. NCBI's taxonomy places the organism in Eukaryota, Fungi, Ascomycota, Eurotiomycetes, Eurotiales, Aspergillaceae. The transcript is spliced from 4 exons.
AUGGCCAAAGUUAUUUUCACUGCUUGGAAAGAUCAGUCACAAUUACUUGCAGUGCGAAACGAGUUCUACCCGUCAGCUUCAUAUGAAGGCCCAGACUUGCGCUCGCACGCCUGUGCCACGGUUGAAGCAUGGAAGCUGCGUGGCAAUGUUCCGCACCAUGUUGAAGCAACUGCGCUGCUAACAGACGCGAUUCUUCACGACGAUGCCCAGCACAACUCGAUUUUCUCUAUUAGGGCCACUUAUUCGGCGGCCUUUUGCCGAUUCGUGACCGGCCUUGUGGACUCAAAAAUCCAGGGCCCGCGCAAGACCAUGUUUCAACGUGCUGUUGACCUGGGCUUGCCUGCCUCAUUUGUGGAAUUACGCCAUGAGGCAACUCACCGUGAACCUCCAUCACUAGUUGUGCUGCGUAAGGCUUCGCAGCGGUCCCUCGAAUGGCUUUGGGACAACUACUGGGCUGGAAUCGACGAGCUGGGUGAUGUGCCAACGACUGAACGCAGUGACAUUGCUUCCAUCAGGUCUGCCCUUGGCGAUAUCCUACGGAAACAUUCAACUGGACCAGAGCAAUCGCAAAAGAAGCGGAAGCGGGAUGAGGAUGAUGCACUUGCAACACAACUCGUUUCGAUAUGCGCUGCGUCGGAUGAAGGAGUGAAAUUGCUUCCUGCUUUUUUCUUGGAGGAGUCUGUGUUGAUUGAUUCCGAACGACAACUCGGAGAGCCCUUAAGUAAGGCUUUUAAGCAUUGGGAUCCCGUCCUUUUGAAAAUCACUGAGAGCAGUUCUUCUUUCUUGACUCAUUUUGCCGAAGAGCUGGUAAACAGACUGGCUUUCGACCCCGCAAGUGAAUCACCGCAGAAUGCAUACGCAGAGGCACUUUACUCAUGGUUAAGCCAUAUAUCGACCUCGUCUACUUGGGGAACCCAUCGACCCUCUUUCCCGCGCGGUUAUGUUUUGAGUGCCUGUGAAGAAUGCUCAAGCCACUGGACCCAGACGCUUAGUAAGGAGCUGGAGAAGAAGGGCAAGGUUACCAAAGCGGCUCCAAUCACAAUUGGCAACUCUUCUAAGAAGAGAGCAUCGUUGAAGAGCUCCAUGCAUGUUGAGGCUAACAUAACGUCGGAGCUCGGCGGGCAUGGAUGGGAACCCCUUCAAAAGUGGGACAGUCGGCCUUUGGGGAUAUCUUCAAUCAACUAG